Molecule: messenger RNA, 1389 nt
Organism: Rhizophagus irregularis DAOM 181602=DAOM 197198
Lineage: Eukaryota; Fungi; Glomeromycota; Glomeromycetes; Glomerales; Glomeraceae
Source: RefSeq, a predicted model, not a curated record
AUGAGCAACGAUAAUAAGUACGAGAUACAAAUGGAAUCUGAAUUUAAUAAAUUGAAUAUUUCUGAUAGAAAUCCAAACAUCAAUCAUGAAAAUUGUUAUAAACCAAAUGAUGGCAAAUUAUGGUGUAAAGAAUGUGUUCCUCAUUGUAUAGUUGAAGGAUGGACCAGUGGAAAUAAUGACAUUGAUGAAUUUAUCAAGGAUACGAUUUAUAAUGCAAAAUUAAAAUAUUGUGAUGACGGUAAAAAAUACCCAUCAUUUCUUGAAUGGGUACCAUUUGAUAAAUUUGUAGAAAUAAAACAAAUUGGCGAGGGUGGAUUCUCUAAAGUAUAUUCUGCAAUAUGGAUUGAUAAUAAAGUAAAAUAUAUUAGACAAAAUGAUGGAAGUUGGAAAAAAGGAGAAUCCGCUAAACCUAUAAAAGUAGCUCUGAAAAAAUUAAAUGAUUCACAAAAUAUUUCUGUUGAAUACUUAAAUGAGAUUAAAACACUUUGGAAUAUUUAUUUUAAUGAAACUACUUAUUUAAAAUUUUACGGAAUAACUAAAGAUAUAAAAACUAAAGAAUUUAUGAUGAUUAUACAAUUAGCAAAUAAAGGAAGUUUGAGAUGUAUUCUUUCAAGUAAUUUUGAUCAUAUUUUUUGGAAUGAGAAAUUAAAAUUCUUAUAUGAUAUGGUAUAUGACCUUAAAAAUUUACAUAAAUUAGGAUAUUGCCAUAAAGAUUUUCAUAGUGGAAAUAUGUUACAGAAUUGUAAUAAGUUUUUAAAUAGUGUUACUUAUAUUUCAGAUUUUGGAUUAUCAGGGCCAUCAAAUCAAAGAUCAAAUAAUAAAAUAUGUGGAGUAUUACCAUACAUUGCUCCAGAAGUUUUAAAUGGAGAACCAUAUACAUUAUCUUCUGAUAUCUAUAGUUUUGGUAUAAUUAUGACAGAAUUAUCGUCCGGAAAACCUCCUUUUUAUAAUAGAAAACACGAUAUUAGCUUAUCAUUAGAAAUAUGUAAUGGAGUCAGACCUGAAUUUGGAAAAGGAACUCCUGAAAUUUAUAAGAAAUUAGCCUAUAGAUGCAUGAGUGCUGUUCCAAAUCAAAGACCAACAGCAGAUGAAUUAUAUGACGCAUUAAAAUUUUGGUAUCAUCCUAGUGGUGAAGAUGAAAGAGAUAAAUUUGGUUAUAAAGGAAAAAAGAUUAAAGCUAUAUUUAAUGAAGCUGAUAAUGAGAUACUAAACAUUUCAACUUCAUACGAAAAAAAUCCUGAUGCAAUAUACACUAGUAGGGUAUUCACAUUUAGUAAUUUGCCAAAACCUGUUAAUUCACCUAUUGUUACAUCAUAUCUUAAUGAUGAUGACGAAGAAAAUAAAGAUUGUCAGGAUUCUAAAUUAUUUGAUUUAGAAGUUCCCAAUUAA